Messenger RNA from Gracilinanus agilis (Agile Gracile Mouse Opossum), 2428 nucleotides. It is a transcript of the gene SASH3, whose product is annotated as SAM and SH3 domain containing 3. NCBI's taxonomy places the organism in Eukaryota, Metazoa, Chordata, Mammalia, Didelphimorphia, Didelphidae. Gene Ontology annotation, molecular function: protein binding. Gene Ontology annotation, biological process: positive regulation of B cell proliferation; positive regulation of immunoglobulin production; positive regulation of adaptive immune response. The record is from RefSeq and is a predicted model, not a curated record. Gene Ontology annotation, cellular component: cytoplasm; nucleus. Bases 89 to 1261 code for a protein of 390 amino acids. The transcript has 8 exons.
CUCACUCCAUGCUGUGCCCACUGGGCAGGACUGUGGAGGCUGAGCACCUGGAGGACAGGAGGCAGACUCCCACUCAGAGCAAGGAACCAUGCUGCGCCGUAAACCCUCCAACGCCAGUGAGAAGGAACCCACCCAGAAGAAGAAGCUUUCCCUACAACGAUCCAGCAGCUUCAAGGACUUUGCCAAGUCGAAGCCCAGUUCUCCGGUAGUAAGUGAGAAGGAAUUUAAUCUCGAGGACAAUAUCCCAGAGGAUGACACCGGAGGCCCCAUCACAGAGGAUGCUGGGAGGAGUGCAAAGAAGCUGGGCAAGAAGUGGAGGGCAGUGAUUUCCCGUACCAUGAACCGGAAGAUGGGCAAGACAAUGGUGAAGGCCCUGUCAGAGGGAAUGGGUGAUCCCUUGGAAGAAGGUUCAGCCUCCCCAACCUCACCAGACUGCCCCCUAGAGGGCUUGGCUUCAGAGGUGAUGCCCUUGGCCUUUACUGAACAGGAAGAUGGUGGCCACCUAGCCCUGAGCCGCCAAACAUCCACGAGCAGCGAGCUGGGCAGCCCAGGCCCUGGCACUGUGGGCUGCGGGCAGACCAGCCUGAGGGUGGAGGAGCUGAUGGCCCCGAUGUACACAGGCCCCUUCUGUGGCAGGGCUCGGGUCCACACUGACUUCACUCCCAGCCCCUACGACAGGGACUCGCUGAAACUCCAGAAGGGAGAUGUGAUCCAGAUUGUGGAGAAGCCACCAGUGGGCACAUGGCUUGGGCUGCUUAAUGGCAAACUGGGCUCCUUCAAGUUCAUCUAUGUGGAUGUACUGCCUGAGGAGGCCACGGGGCCUGCCCGGAGAGGCCGUCAACGUCCAAGCAAAGGCAAGAGGCCAAAACCCAAGACCCUGCACGAGCUGCUGGAACGCAUUGGCCUGGAGGAACAUACGUCUACCUUGUUACUCAAUGGCUACCAGACGCUGGAAGACUUUAAGGAGCUUAAGGAAACGCACCUCAAUGAGCUAAAUAUUGUGGAUCCCCAGCAUCGGGCCAAGCUGCUCACAGCCGCAGAGCUGCUGUUAGAUUAUGACACUGGCAGCGAGGCGGAAGAAGGGCCCCAUACGAGCCUGGACCCGGCUCCGGAGCACACGUUGGACUCCAAGGCCGAUAUUCCCCGAGACUCGGGUUGCUUCGAGGGCUCCGAAAGCGGGAGGGACGAAGGCGAGGUGCCAGCAGCAGAGGAGCAGCUGCGCGCCCUGUCUCUGGAGGCAGGGGUGGGGCCGGCGCCCUGAGGCCCCGCCCACGCCGGCCGGGCCACUCGGGCUCCCUCUGCGCCUGCGUAGCCCCGAGCUGCUGCUCUGGGACCGGCCUCCGGGGACUCGGUCCCGUAGUGGCCCCUUGGAAGGAUGGAGAAGACUGAUGCUGCCUCACGGCUCCCAAAGGCCCCCGGGCAGGCCGGCGGCUGACAACGGGGGCCCGCUCCGUGGGGAGCUGCCGUCCCUGACCUUUCCCCGCCCGACCCCGUCCUGGCCUCCGCGGUGGCAGACAGUGGUUCCCAAGCAGGCUAAUUCUGUAGCUCGGUCCCCAGGAGCCAGCCCGGUGCGUGCCUUGGGGGGGCAACGAGGUGCAGUAGGGCCUCGGGUUUGGAAUCGGGCCUCCAUUCCAAUAGCGGCUCUGCCAUCGACUUGCUGUGUGCGCUUAGGGCAGCUGGUUCCGGUUCUGCUCCUCGGUCCAGGGAAGGGAUUGGCUUAGGCCCUGGGUGAUCUCCCCAAAGUUCCCCCUCCUUUGUGCUUGCUCCCUGUCAGUGCAGUUUCUGGCUAUGGGUCCCACUUCUUCCGCUCCCCACCUUCCUGGCCAUCCCUGAGCUGAGAAGCCCGUGUGCUAGAGGGAGCACACAGCCAAGGGCCCUCUGCUCUCUUUUUUCUUUCUUUCCUUCCAGGGGAGGACACUUUAACCUCCCCGUCUGUAGGGUUUAGGCAUUUGCUAUCCCUUCAUUUUUUUGCCCUACAAUUGGAUGAAGUCUUCAGGCAGCCCCCUUCUCCCUAGCCUGGGAGUUAAGGUGAGAGAGAUGUCAGCCUGUUUCUGGCGUCUCAUUAACCAGAGGCAGGCCUAGAGGGAAGAAUUCUGGGACCCACAUGGGACACUCCAAGGAAAUGGGGCAUUGAACGCCAUGCUGUAGGGAGAGAAGGGGUCCAUCCUGGUUCAGAUGUGAAGAUUCCAGAAGGAACAUGGAUCAAGGAAGCCCCCAGAGCACCACCACUUCACAGAGGGCAAAGAGAAGCCUCCAGGGCAGCCAUUCCCCAGCACCAGACUGCCUGGGUUCCCACAAUGAAUUUGGGCUUGUGAGACCCUGUCCCACAACCUAAUCCUGGAGAUUUUAGUGAAAGCUGGCUUGGAGAGGGGAGAGGGUGUCGUGGCAGGAAGGUUUAGGUUGCAAUAAAGCAUGUGGAUAGAAACUA